Messenger RNA from Oxyura jamaicensis (ruddy duck), 2009 nucleotides. It is a transcript of the gene GALE, whose product is annotated as UDP-galactose-4-epimerase. The record is from RefSeq and is a predicted model, not a curated record. Gene Ontology annotation, biological process: beta-D-galactose catabolic process via UDP-galactose, Leloir pathway. Bases 44 to 1087 code for a protein of 347 amino acids. Lineage: Eukaryota; Metazoa; Chordata; Aves; Anseriformes; Anatidae. Gene Ontology annotation, cellular component: cytosol. The transcript has 10 exons. Gene Ontology annotation, molecular function: UDP-glucose 4-epimerase activity.
GGACGUGGCGGCCCCGCCUCAGGCCCUGCCCCGCGCCGCAGCCAUGGCGGAGCAGAUCCUGGUCACCGGCGGCGCUGGCUACAUCGGCAGCCACUGCGUCCUGCAGCUGGCCGAGGCGGGCUACGCGCCGGUCGUGGUGGACAACCUCCACAACGCCAUCCGAGGCCCGGACGCGCUCCCCGAGAGCCUGCGUCGCGUGCAGCUCCUGGCCGGGCACCCCAUCGCCUUCCACGAGCUCGAUGUCACCGACGGGGUCGCGCUGCGGGAGCUCUUCGGCAAGCACCGCUUCUCGGCCGUGGUGCACUUCGCGGGGCUGAAGGCCGUGGGCGAGUCUGUGCAGAAGCCCCUGGAGUACUACCGGGUGAACCUCACCGGCACCGUCUGCCUACUGGAGGCCAUGAAAGCCCACGGCGUGAAGAACAUCGUGUUCAGCAGCUCCGCCACCGUCUACGGGGACCCCAAGUACCUGCCGCUAGAUGAGAACCACCCGGUCGGAGGCUGCACCAACCCCUACGGCAAAUCCAAGUACUUCAUCGAAGAGAUGAUUCGAGAUCUCUGCAAAGCAGAGAAGGACUGGAAUGCCGUUCUCCUGCGCUAUUUCAACCCUAUCGGUGCCCACGAAUCUGGCAUGAUUGGAGAAGAUCCUCAGGGCAUCCCAAACAACCUCAUGCCCUAUGUGGCGCAGGUGGCAGUGGGGCGCCGGGAAUUCCUGAGUGUGUUUGGGAAUGACUACGAGACGACUGAUGGAACAGGUGUCAGGGAUUACAUUCACGUCGUGGAUUUGGCCAAGGGCCAUAUCGCAGCUCUGCAGAAGCUCAAGGAGAACUGCGGCUGCAAGAUUUACAACCUCGGCACCGGCACCGGCUAUUCAGUCCUGCAGAUGGUCCGUGCCAUGGAGAAAGCCUCAGGGAGGGAGAUCAAGUACAAGAUCACAGGGCGGCGGGAGGGCGAUGUGGCCUCUUGCUACGCCAACCCGGAGCUAGCUGAGCGUGAGCUGGGCUGGAAAGCUGCCUUUGGCCUGGACAAGAUGUGUGAGGACCUGUGGCGGUGGCAGCUGCAGAACCCCACGGGCUUCAGCAAGAACUGAGCCCUGGCCUGGGGCUUGCCCACCGGCUGAGGCUGCGGCCAGCCUGGGUGCGGGUCCUGUCCCCCCUGCCCGCCUCACACCCGGGACAGGGGGGCAGGAGCAGGCGCGAGCUUCCUCCCCUUCUCCUCUCAGGUCCUAAGCAUCUCACAGAGCAGCGCCACAAGGACAAGACAGCCAGGGCCCAGCCUUGGCACCCAGGGCACCAAAUCCCCUCGUGGGAAUGCCCGGGGGCUCUUGCAAGCCCCAGCAAGGAGGAGGUGCUGGGCUGGGACCUGCAGCCAUGGGCGAGGCUGCCCCUGGGUCCUGCCAAGUGCCCCAGAAAGCUGCAUCCAUUGUUCAAAGGGGUGAGCCUCGCUGAGACCAACUACAGGGGAGCUGCCCCUUCUCUGCUGCCCCAUUCCCCAGGAGGCUUCUGGGCCCUGAGGGGAGGAGGUGAGGGCAGGGCAGUGCUGCCCAGCACCUCUGUUGUGGCCUCAGGCCCCAGGUGUCCCUGUCCCCCUUGUCCUGAGGCUGACUGCCCCAGGAGACCACCACAGGGCAUUCCCUCCAGCCCCAGGGACUAGGCCCUGCUGGCUGCCAGGGGCCACCCCCUCCUCCUUCCUGCCCUCCCUUGUGGCUUCAGGGACCAAUGCUCACCUCCCAUGUGCUCUGAUGGACCCCUGCUGAGGGCUGUGGGGGGGCUCAGGUGUCUGCUUCUGCUUCUAUGGGGCCUGAGCAGCCACUUCCGUAAUCACGUUGCCAAAGGCUGCCCAGGAGAAGGCUCUGCUCUGCUGACAACUCGGGAUCCUAUUUAUUACGGCAGUGACACCAGCUGUGUUAGGCUGAGGCUGGUGCCAGCCCGGUGUGCUGUCCCUUAGAUUAAUAACUUAAAUUAUGACUUGAGCUUUUGAUUUGUUUCUAAAUAAACUUUCUUACUUUCUAA